Molecule: messenger RNA, 336 nt
Organism: Macrosiphum euphorbiae (potato aphid)
Lineage: Eukaryota; Metazoa; Arthropoda; Insecta; Hemiptera; Aphididae
Source: the annotation of a GenBank genome assembly
AUGGCACGUACCAAGCAGACAGCUCGUAAAUCCACCGGUGGAAAGGCUCCCAGGAAGCAGUUGGCCACCAAAGCCGCACGUAAGAGCGCACCCGCCACCGGAGGAGUGAAAGAAACCACAUCGUUACCGCCCGGGAACCUGCGCGAGAUCGCUCAGGACUUCAAGACCGACCUGCGUUUCCAGAGCUCCGCCGUCAUGGCGUUGCAAGAAGCCAGCGAGGCAUACUUGGUGGGUCUGUUCGAAGACACCAAUCUUUGCGCAAUCCACGCCAAGCGUGUCACAAUCAUGCCAAAGGACAUCCAAUUGGCCCGUCGUAUCCGCGGUGAACGUGCUUAA